Molecule: messenger RNA, 360 nt
Organism: Paramecium tetraurelia
Lineage: Eukaryota; Ciliophora; Oligohymenophorea; Peniculida; Parameciidae
Exons: 1
Source: RefSeq, a predicted model, not a curated record
AUGUUUAGAAAACCACGAUAAAUAGAAACUCAUUCACUACACUAUUCCAUUAGUUAAAGCGAAAUUAAAAGAUCUUCCUACUUUACUAACCUAUCUCAUAGAUAUAGAUCUUAGUCAAUUGAUCUCAGCAAUCAAAAAAUAAAAUAACCCAUUUUGUAGAUUAAAUCAAAAUCGAAACCAAGAAUGCAAAUCAAUCCUAUCAAAUUCCAGAUCUUCAAGUCCAACAAACCACUUACAGAGUUCAAAGAAUUCAAAUUGAGAACAGCUGACAGAUGCAAAAGCAGAGAAAAACUCAGAAUCAGGGAGUAAAACAAAGAGAAUAAAGAAAAUAUAUAUAUUUAAUAUAAUACAAAACUAUGA